This is a messenger RNA of Papaver somniferum (opium poppy), 1023 nucleotides long. RefSeq names its product filaggrin-2-like. The record is from RefSeq and is a predicted model, not a curated record. Bases 247 to 822 code for a protein of 191 amino acids. Lineage: Eukaryota; Viridiplantae; Streptophyta; Magnoliopsida; Ranunculales; Papaveraceae. The transcript is spliced from 2 exons.
CUUAGCUAAAAUCAGUAUGUAUCAGAGAAUAAUAACUCUAAUGAGUAGUUGAGCUUCACUUUUCAACAAUGAUGCUGGUAGUUGGUACAAUUUAUUAAACCCUUCCUCUAAAUUAAAGAUCAUCUUUUGGUAGAGAGAACAUAUGAAUUUGAGUUAAGGCAACAACAAAAGAUACUAAACGCACUAUCUCACUGAUCUCAAUCAAUACCCGUCUUAACUUUGAUAGUGAAGAAGAUUUGAAGAAGAAUGAUGAAGAAGAAAAUGACAGCAGCGUUUCUUUUCUUCUACCUGAUCUUUUCUUGUUUGUUCAUAAGGAUUUCAGCCUGCGGUGAUGGACCUAGAGCCGGAGAGAUCAGUGGUGGGUCUGGUCACAAGUACAACCAUACUAAUGACAGCAGGAUUCCUACUCACGGCAGCAACACUACCAGCGGUGGACGUUCUGUCGGAGAGAGCAGCGGUGGGUUUGGCCAGAAAUACAACCAUACUAAAGACAGCAAGAUUGCUAUUCACGGCAGCAACAGUACCGGUGGUGGACGUAGUACCGGUGAGAGCAGCAGUGGGUUUGGCCAGAAAUACAACCAUACUAAUGACACCGGAGAGAGCAGCAGUGGGUUUGGCCAGAAAUACAACCAUACUAAUGACAGCAAGAUUGCCGUUCACACCAGCAACACCGCUGCCAGCAACAACUGUAGCAUUCAGAGCAGCAACAGUACUAGUACUGAUAGUCCUAGAUCUGGAAGCAUCAUGAUCAGGCAGCACAAGGGUACUGAUGCAUUCACUUUCUUUGUCACACUCACUGCAAUUAUCCUUGUUAUCUAUUGAUCAGUACUGAUGAUCUCUUAAGGUUCUCACUUCAGCUAUCUGAAUUAUCAACAGUGUUGUGGGUUGUUUAUAUGGCAUAAAAGGUGUUUAAUUAGGUACUUUAUUUAGGACGGUCAGUUAAUUGUUCAGCAUGGGUGGAAUUUUAGAUAAUCAAGUGUACUUGUGUUCUUCAAUAUAUGCUGAUACUUUUAUUAAUCCAAA